Molecule: messenger RNA, 1274 nt
Organism: Nicrophorus vespilloides
Lineage: Eukaryota; Metazoa; Arthropoda; Insecta; Coleoptera; Silphidae
Gene: Mul1
Product: mitochondrial ubiquitin ligase activator of nfkb 1
Exons: 5
Coding region: 111-1136 (341 amino acids)
Biological process (GO): protein ubiquitination; organelle organization
Molecular function (GO): ubiquitin-protein transferase activity
Source: RefSeq, a predicted model, not a curated record
GGUAUUCGUAUUUAUUUUGACAAUCGGUUGCAGUGAUUACAACAUAUGAGUGGGUCAAAAACACGGAGAAAAAAUUCUACAUGGUUCGCGAUUGAAUAACUAAAGAGAUAAUGGAUUACCUGGGCGAAGCUAUAGCGCUGGGCGUCGAUGCCAUCAUCUUUGGGGCUUGCAUGAAGCAGUACCUGAAGAACAAGAAUGCCAUGUCCAUGAUACAGGGUGCCCCUUAUUUGGAUAUAGAUAAAGAUUUGAAGGAGAUCGUGCAAACGCACCCCGAUCAGAAAUUAUCCUACGUGUCUAUUAGGGGAAUGGUGAAACCGAUGGGAAAUCCUAUAGUGAGUUCGAACAAUCCGAAGGUAUCAGGGGUGGUGCAGCUGUUGAGGAUCAGAGAGCAUGUGAUACAGAGGAGCACGGCGGGUUUCUGGUCGGAUCACGAGCGUCUCAUACAGGAGGUGCACAACGUGAUGCCCUUCGUGCUGGAUUCGAACGGUUACACGGUGGAGAUCGUCGAUCCAGUAGCCGCAGACAUUUUAGACAUGGACGUUAUCUCCGAUGUGUUCACGCCGACCGUGCCGAGCGUGAUGGACCACAUCUGGGGCUUCUUCGCCGGGGUGCGACAACGCGGCGUCCAGACGACGGAGAAGAUGUUGCGGAAAGGGACGAUGAUCACGGGGAUCGGUGAAUUGGUCGCCUCGAAAGAUGGCAGCACUUUGAAGCUGCAGCCGCCCACCAACGAAGCCCCCUUCUAUCUAACGAACAUGCAGAUAACGUCUCUGGUUCGGAAAUUGGACGACACCAAAAAGACAUACAGAUGGCUCUGCUUGCUGUUCGGUACCGUCGGCCUGGUUCUCGGCGGUCUGAUGGCUCGCAGAUUCUACAAAGACUACUGCAAGAAACGCGACGAUCUUCGGACUAGGGAGGAACUGGAGAGGAAUCGCGUCGAGCGUAGACGUCGCGUGAGAGACGACGAUCUUCCCGAGAUACACCUGUGCGUCGUGUGUCGCAUCAAUCCGAGAGAGAUCAUUUUACUGCCCUGCGGACACGUCUGCUUGUGCGAGGACUGCUCCACCGGCAUCGUAGAUAACUGCCCCGUCUGUCGGAGCGCCAUAGAUAAGAAAUCCGCAGCGUACAUUUCGUAAACUCUACUACGAUUAAAUAAAACGACGUGUGUAUAUACAUAUAAACUUCUUGGGGAGGAAUGAAAUUGUUCUAACGGUAUCAUUUAAUACGAUGCGAACUGUAUUUAUUGUGCUUUCGAAAUUUUAUAUUAAAAAUUU